ACGGAAGUGGGUUCGCCGGUGGUAACGCGCGUUUUCGUUGGCCGUAUACAGGAGAAAAUGACGGUUGAUGUGCUGCGUAAAUUUUUCAACGAAGAGGCAGCCAAAAUUGAUUCAAGCGCUGUUACUGAUGUUUUCAUUCCACGUCCAUUCCGCUCAUUCGCUUUCGUCAACUUCUCGACCGCUGCAGUCGCCAAAGAAAUGAUCAAGCAGGGCGAUUUCAUCAUUGAAGGCUCAUCGGUAGCAGUGAGUGCUGCAGCACCGCGUGAAUCGGAAAUGUCACCACGAUACGGAAAUUUUGGAGUGGCCGGUCAGGGACGAACUACACGCCGAUUCGCUGACAAAUAUGGCUAUUCGCCAGACACUGGAGCUUUCCCGUACGAUCCGCUGGUGUCACGUUCGGUGGAUAAUUGGCGAGCCGGGACCUAUCGAUCACCGGAUACGCGUGGUACGAAUCGUUUUUCACCGGGCUACACCAAUUCACCGCGAUACACAACCCCGGGACGUGCGGGCACAAGUCAGGCGCUGGCUUCCGGUCUGGAUGCGCUGAGUUUGAACAAGAUGAACGUGAAUCCGGAUAUGGUGGAUGCUGCUUGGCAGGCAUUCUGGAGUACGCUGAGCAACAACAGUGGAGCUGCUGCUGCGGCUGCUGGUGCUGGUGCUAAUGCACCAGGCUCCGGUGCUGCAACAAAUCCUGGCGCGAAAUGGUAG
This is a messenger RNA of Gongylonema pulchrum, 708 nucleotides long. NCBI's taxonomy places the organism in Eukaryota, Metazoa, Nematoda, Chromadorea, Rhabditida, Gongylonematidae. The record is from the annotation of a GenBank genome assembly.